AUGGAACAUGCAACCCUGGUUGAAAAAUACACGGCUGCCCAGCAAGACUGGCUGGAUCGUAUGUCUACCCUCGACGCAACAUCAACACAAUGGGACAUCGUUCUGACAUUUCGCGAUCUUCUACUUUCGCAAACUAAUCCACUCGCCGCCGCAAAACGUAUAGCAGAGCUGAUACUCUCACAUCCAAACGUUAUGGAAGCCUACGACUACACGUUAGGCUGUUUCCUUGAAGCUGUCGAGUUCUUUCCUAGCAAUAAUAUCUCAUCACUCCUUGCCGCCUUUCUGGCUACCCUAGCUGGCUUGCCCGACGCGACGAAUCAGAGGGAAGAGCCAUUGCUCUGGCAUCAUCUUCCCCGGUUCUCACUUUGGUUGCGAGAAAGAAUGAAUGGACCAGAAGCUUAUCUCAGCAGAGGCGACUCUCCUGAGACUGCGAAAGCGACAUGGAAGAAUAUAAACACUUUUGUUGCGAUACUGUUCCGAGACCACGGAACCAAGUUUCCAGAACUAUUCGGUCCCCUGGUCACAUAUGCUUUCGCCACUCUUGCUGAUGCUCUUGAGAGUUCACCCAGGUCAAGGCUUGGGAGGAACGUGCCACUGCACUUGCCAGCAGCAUAUCAGUGGAUUCUACUGGCUGGGGUGGAAGUCUACAACGCUGUCAAGGAACGAGAUAACGAAGAGUUUUGGUCGGCGAGAGCAGGACAACUUUGGACUCGAGAAGGCGUGAGAGACGAAGUUGACGAGAAACGGUGGUGCUUCUGGAUGUACAGAUUCGGAGAGUUGAAGGCAGAUGCUCGAUUGGAUGCUGCCAUGAAUUGGGAGGCUGCACAAGCAGAACUGAGAAUGGAAAAUCUGGCGAUCGGAUGGAAUUCUGAAAGUUGA
This is a messenger RNA of Aureobasidium namibiae CBS 147.97, 879 nucleotides long. RefSeq lists its product as uncharacterized. Lineage: Eukaryota; Fungi; Ascomycota; Dothideomycetes; Dothideales; Saccotheciaceae. The transcript has 2 exons. The coding region runs from base 1 to 879 and encodes 292 amino acids. The record is from RefSeq and is a predicted model, not a curated record.